ACGAACCAGCUUGUCUAUAAACAGCCGACACUGCUUGUAUUGUGUAUUGUCGUCGGAGCACAGAGUUGUGAAGGGACAAGCAGCAGAACCAGGCUAGGGUGUAUUUUUUUUAAAUUUUGUUGACCAGUUUAGCAUUAUCGGUGAAACAUAAUGGCGGAUAAAAUGGAUAUGUCACUAGACGACAUUAUCAAGCAGAACAGGCAGCAGAGAGGUGGAGGACGGGGCGGAAGAGGCCGAGGCCGCGGAGUCUCCGGCGGCGGACGAGGAGGCCCCGGGCGUCUUGGAGUCAGCGGCGGUGGAUUCGGAGGCCGAGGCGGCGGAUCCGGCCCCAUGAGAGGCCGGCAGAACCUGAGCCGCGCUAGAGGCAGACCAACGCCUUACAGCAGGCCAAAACAGCUUCCAGAUAAGUGGCAGCAUGACAUGUAUGACAACGGCUUCAGCGGCUUCAGUGGCCCUGCUGGAGGUGGCGGAGGAGCUGGUGUGGAGACUGGAGGGAAGCUCCUUGUCUCCAAUCUGGAUUUUGGGGUCUCGGAUGCAGACAUUCAGGAACUUUUUGCUGAAUUUGGGACUCUCAAAAAAGCUGCAGUUCAUUACGACAGAUCAGGAAGAAGCCUGGGGACCGCAGAUGUCCACUUUGAAAGGAGGACAGAUGCCCACAAGGCCAUGAAACAGUACAAUGGCAUCCCGCUUGAUGGGCGGCCUAUGAACAUACAACUCGUCACAUCACAGAUUGACACACAGAGGCGGCCUAUGCAGGGUCUGAACAGAGGGGGUGGAGGAGGCAUGACCAGAGGCCGUGGGGGCAACUUCAGAGGCAUGCAGAGAGGCCGCGCAGGACGUGGGGCACCCGGUGCCGGAGGAAGAGGUCGGGGUGGUCGCGGCGGGAGUAGCAAACAGCAGCUGUCGGCAGAAGAACUUGAUGCUCAAUUAGAUGCCUACAAUGCCAGGAUGGACACCAGCUAAGAAAUUAACCUCUGGUUUUGUUACCCCUUCCUGUCUGCACAGAAGGGUAGUUGUCACAAAUGUGCAGCAUAUUUUACACAUGGUUGUCUUCUGAUGUGAUUGAAAUUAUUGUUCCAACCUCUUCUUUUAAAUGUCCGAAGUGUUUUUUACCAGUAUUUUUGUUUUUCCCUUUUUCCUGAUAAAAUGGUUUUGGCUGUAGGUUCAUGUGAAUUGGGGUUAUCCUCAUUCUUUCUUCUACCAUGUAGUUAAUGACACUUGUAAUAAAACCUACAGUGCAUAUUAACCAAA
This is a messenger RNA of Cyclopterus lumpus (lumpfish), 1251 nucleotides long. It is a transcript of the gene alyref, whose product is annotated as Aly/REF export factor. Gene Ontology annotation, molecular function: mRNA binding. Bases 151 to 963 code for a protein of 270 amino acids. Lineage: Eukaryota; Metazoa; Chordata; Actinopteri; Perciformes; Cyclopteridae. The record is from RefSeq and is a predicted model, not a curated record. Gene Ontology annotation, cellular component: nucleus. Gene Ontology annotation, biological process: mRNA export from nucleus. The transcript is spliced from 6 exons.